UGCAGAUUCGCGGCCAUUGUUAAUUGCUGAAAGUCAUUUUCCUUUUGGUGAGUAAAGCGUCCAUAUCAGUGGUAAAAGUUAUUCGAAAAGAGCGAUUUGAUGCAAAAAUCACACAUUAUGAGCAAUGUCUGAGUAUUUCCCAGGGUGUCUCGACGGUAUUCCUUAAAUUCUUUGUCCAGAAUCAGAUUAUUAUCGUUCCUGUGAGGGAUCUUAGGAACUGUACUUAUCCUACACAUUGUAGAGGAAGAAGAUUUGGGUUUUAUAAACCCUAUUUUUUAAUACACUUGCAAUAGUAUUUUCUACAAUUAUGAUGACGGACACAUUGAAUUCGAACCAUGUGAUGGCUUUGUCAGGCAAAGUUGAUAUUGACACCAAAAUGGAUGACAUGGGAUGGAAAGCCAAACUGAAGAUUCCACCCAAGGAUAGGAGAAUACAGACCAGUGAUGUGACUGAUACCAGGGGAAAUGAAUUUGAAGAAUUCUGCUUGAAGAGAGAAUUAUUAAUGGGUAUUUUUGAAAAAGGGUGGGAGAAACCGUCUCCUAUCCAAGAAGCUUCUAUUCCAAUUGCGUUAUCUGGCAAGGAUAUUCUUGCAAGGGCAAAAAAUGGCACAGGUAAAACCGGUGCGUACAGUAUUCCCGUGUUGGAACAGAUCGAUCCCAAGAAAGACUGCAUUCAAGCACUGAUCAUAGUGCCUACACGAGAGCUCGCGCUUCAAACGUCACAAAUUUGCAUUGAGCUCGCUAAGCACUUGGACGUGCGCGUGAUGGUAACGACCGGUGGAACAAAUUUAAGAGAUGACAUAAUGCGCAUCUACCAGAAAGUACAAGUUAUUAUAGCAACGCCUGGCCGCAUCCUCGAUCUGAUGGAAAAGGGUGUCGCCGUAAUGGACCAGUGCAAGAUUCUAGUUUUAGACGAAGCCGACAAGCUUCUCUCACAAGACUUCAAGGGGAUGCUCGACACUGUGAUAAAGAACUUACCGCAAGAGAGACAAAUACUGUUGUUCUCCGCCACGUUUCCUCUCACAGUUGAGCAGUUUAUGCGAAAACAUCUCCGAGAUCCGUACGAGAUCAAUCUCAUGGAGGAGCUCACUCUUAAAGGUGUCACGCAAUACUAUGCGUUCGUUCAAGAACGUCAGAAAGUACACUGUUUAAAUACUCUGUUUUCAAAGUUACAAAUAAACCAAAGCAUAAUAUUCUGCAAUUCCACGCAACGUGUCGAAUUGUUGGCGAAGAAAAUCACCGAACUUGGUUAUUGCUGCUACUACAUUCACGCCAAGAUGGCUCAAGCGCAUCGCAACAGAGUAUUCCAUGAUUUUCGAGCUGGUCUCUGCCGAAAUCUAGUCUGUUCUGAUCUGUUUACAAGAGGUAUCGAUGUGCAAGCCGUCAACGUCGUCAUCAAUUUCGACUUCCCGAAAAUGGCAGAGACGUAUCUGCACCGUAUCGGUAGAUCUGGAAGAUUUGGGCACUUGGGCAUUGCCAUCAACUUGAUUACUUACGAUGAUCGAUUCGCGCUUCAUCGCAUUGAACAAGAGUUGGGAACGGAGAUCAAGCCGAUCCCGAAAGUGAUCGAUCCCAAGUUGUACGUGGCCAAGUUAAUAGACGACGAAGAUACUCCAGAAGACAACGCCAAGUAACGCGGUGUGUUACGAAAUAUCACUGAUAACUGUAAAUAUUAAACAACGUACUUUCCGAAGAAUUAAAUUUCUGUUGAAGACUUUUUUAUACUAAAAAAGGGUGAUAUACUGAUUUAUUUAAGAGAUUCUGCACUACUACGUAACUUAUCACAGUGAUUCUACAUUUGGGGCCUAAGCUUUAAAUCGCAUAAGUUGUUACCCGUGUGCAUUUAAAGCUGCAAAAUUCUACAGUCACUAUUUUACAACGCCAUGAAAUUCGUUACUUACCAUCCGAAUCUCCGCGAAUUUGAUGGCCGCGUAAAACCGCACUGUGAUACGUUCGAGUCGUCGGUGCAGAUCUAGUUCUUAAACUAUAAGUUGAACAGUGUGAACUUUGAUAGUGAAAAACUAAAAUGUGUUAAAACUGAGAAAAGACUCCUAAGUGUGCUAAUAAUGUGACUUGGGUUCAGGGAACGAGAAGAAAGAAGAGGAGUGAUAGUGCUCCAACAAUUUUUCCGAGGAGAUUCUUAUUACGAUUCGGUGGGGCCUCCGAAUUGUGACGUGUUCAAGCAUUGCGAAAAAGGCCCAAAAUUCUGUUUGGGGGAUGUCCAAAAUUAUCCUAGAAUUGUUUAUUACCGAAUCUUCCGCAAAUUGAUUCUUUAACACCGAAUUUUAAAGACUUGUUUUUCAUUUUUACUAAGGGGGGGUUAUUUAUGACGUCGUUGUGCUAAAUGUUUGCAAAAAUUUUAUUGUCUUGCUUUAUAUACGGUCUUAUUUAUUUUUUUACUAUUGGGUAACAGAUUUUUGCAUACAUUUAACAUUGAUAUUUUGUUAAAAAAUAAUAAAAAACGUGAGGGGUGUUUCACUAAAUUUGUGUUAGGAUUAUUCUAUUUUAAGUUAUCUAAAGGUACAGUAUUAAUACUUGCAGUGGUCUUUAUAAAAAUAGUCGCCCUAUUGUGGUUGUUAAUCAAGUUUGUUACUUUAUAUCAAUAUUGUUGCUGUAAAUUUUUUUCAAAAAAUAAAUGCCCUUCACACACA
Molecule: messenger RNA, 2650 nt
Organism: Tribolium castaneum (red flour beetle)
Lineage: Eukaryota; Metazoa; Arthropoda; Insecta; Coleoptera; Tenebrionidae
Gene: me31B
Product: maternal expression at 31B
Exons: 6
Coding region: 308-1633 (441 amino acids)
Biological process (GO): negative regulation of translation; cytoplasmic stress granule assembly; P-body assembly
Cellular component (GO): P-body; cytoplasmic stress granule
Molecular function (GO): mRNA binding; RNA helicase activity; ATP binding
Source: RefSeq, a predicted model, not a curated record